This is a messenger RNA of Aspergillus ruber CBS 135680, 1014 nucleotides long. RefSeq names its product gamma-glutamylcyclotransferase family protein. The coding region runs from base 269 to 877 and encodes 202 amino acids. The transcript has 2 exons. Lineage: Eukaryota; Fungi; Ascomycota; Eurotiomycetes; Eurotiales; Aspergillaceae. The record is from RefSeq and is a predicted model, not a curated record.
GGGCGAUUCAUGUCCUCGUGAGAUGUUCUUUGCUUCUUUUAUGUGGCCUGAUUAUUCGGAUAGCUGCAUAUCUGUUUAAUUGAGGGAUUUGUCAUUUGAUUUCAUGUUCGAAACGAAUGUGGUGAUCUAUUAUCUGGGUUGAGGUUGCUUGUUUCAUUCGGAUAUCAAAAGACGGCUCGACCCCUCAUCAGCAGCUCAAGAAACUAACUUGUCAACUACAUUCUUUUACUUCAUACUUAAUCAAAUACAACUCCUCAAUUGCUUCAAAAUGGGAGACCACGUCGUCUUUUUUUACGGAACUCUAAUGGCCCCUCAAAUCCUCCACCGCGUAAUUCACGGCCGCCCAGACCCAGAACCCUGGCAAAAGAACCUCCUCACCUUCCAACCAGCCAUUCUCCACGGCUACCGCCGACACCGCGUGCGCGGAGCCGAUUACCCCGGUAUCAUCCCCGCAACAGAAUACCAAUCGCAAUCGCAAUCGCAGGAACAAGAACAAGAAGUACAAGAGCCAACAGGGUCGACUCACAGAGCUUCUGUCCUCGGAACGCUGGUCUCGGGCCUCACGGACGGCGAUAUCCACCGGCUUGAUAUCUUCGAAGGAUCUGAGUACAUACGCAAGUCGGUCAAAGUGCGGACGUUACAAGAGUCGUUGAGUCAGGAUCAAGGGGAUGAAGAGACAAAUCCGGACGGGCAUUUGAGGGAUGUGUUGGAUGCGGCGGGGGCAGAGUUUGCGGAUGAGGGGGAAGAGGAUGUUGGGGCUGUGACCUAUUUGUAUAUUGCUGGGGAGGGGAGAUUGGAGGAUGCGGAGUGGGAUUUUGAGACGUUUAAGAGGGAUAAGAUGGCAUGGUGGGUUGGAGCCGAUGAGAGUGAGUGGUGAUGGUGGUUGGGGUCAAGUCUUGGGUUUCAUGGGUUGUCUAUAUUGCAUCUGAAUUGGGGUGAUAUACAUAAAAUAAAUGGUUGCAUCUGGGUGCUAGAAUAUAAAAUAAUAAUACGAGUCAACUAAAAGUAAAAUGC